UCGGCGUGUAACCAGCAUCCCAUGAUGGUGGCAUUCAAAGGAAUCUGGACCAAGGACUUCUGGAGGGCUGUCUCAGCUGAGUACCUAGCCACCAUGAUCUUCGUCCUCCUCAGCCUAGGUUCCACCAUCAAUUGGGCGGCCGAGUCAGACAACCCUCCCCCUGCAGACCUGGUCCUCAUCUCAUUUUGCUUCGGGCUGGCCAUUGCCACAAUGGUGCAGUGCUUUGGUCACAUCAGCGGUGGCCACAUCAACCCAGCAGUCACUGCAGCCAUGGUGGUGACCCGGAAGUUGAGCCUGGCCAAGGGUGUGUUCUACCUAGCUGCCCAGUGCCUGGGAGCGAUCACUGGGGCAGGGCUCCUCUACCUGGUGACACCAGUGUCUGUCAGAGGGGGCCUGGGAGUGACUAUGGUGAACCCCAAGCUCAACGUGGGCUGCGGCCUGUUGGUGGAGCUCCUGAUCACCUUCGAGCUGGUCUUCACGGUGUUCGCCACCUGUGACCCCAAACGCUCUGACGUUAACGGCUCGGCUGGCCUCGCCAUCGGAUUCGCUGUAGCCAUCGGUCAUCUGUUCGCAAUUCCAUAUACAGGAGCCAGUAUGAACCCCGCUCGCUCCUUUGGGCCUGCAGUCGUCACCAUGAACUUUGAGAACCACUGGGUGUACUGGGUUGGUCCAAUCCUGGGUGGCAUAAUGGCGGCUGCCCUCUAUGAAUACCUGUUCUGCCCUGACCCUGAGCUGAAGAAGAUACUCUGCGAAGUCUUCCAGAAGGAUCCAGCUUCGGGGAAGUACAGGGAGGUGGAGGGCGGUAUGUACCAGGGGGAACCAGACGACCUGAUCAUCAAGCCAGGCUCCAUCCACCAUAUCGACCUGGAGAAGGGGGAGAAGAAGGACCCUUUCCUGGACUCGACGGGCGAGGUGCUGUCCUCUGUAUGA
This is a messenger RNA of Salvelinus namaycush (lake trout), 930 nucleotides long. Its product is annotated as aquaporin-4-like. Gene Ontology annotation, cellular component: plasma membrane; basolateral plasma membrane. NCBI's taxonomy places the organism in Eukaryota, Metazoa, Chordata, Actinopteri, Salmoniformes, Salmonidae. Gene Ontology annotation, biological process: transmembrane transport. The coding region runs from base 22 to 930 and encodes 302 amino acids. The record is from RefSeq and is a predicted model, not a curated record. Gene Ontology annotation, molecular function: water channel activity. The transcript is spliced from 4 exons.